ACGGGAACACACCAUCCCUGGAACACGGAAUCUGGCUGGGAACGGAAGAACGGGAAUGCAUUGGGACGAAAAAACUGAGGAGAAUAAAUAUUACCUGCCAUCUGUUGGUCUUCCUCACUCAUCUGUCAUCCACUGUCACUUUUUCUUUUGCUUUUUCUGAGGAGAACUUCUUCAGAGCCUCCAGUGAAAACACAUACAUAUAGAGAUAUAUCUAUAACAAUCCUAUACAUAUAUCAAUAUACAGUAUGCCUGUUUUCAUAAACAGCGUAUGGGGGACAGAACUGAGCAGAAAGAAGACACUUUGAUUGUGAAAACAAAGGUGUCAGGAGGACUAAAGAACAACAGAUAUUCCUUUGAGAAAACAGAACAGUGUAAAACACUGAGAAUGACUUGUGGAAUACCUCCGAACUGUAGUGUGAGGCAUCUAUUCCUCGCUGGUAUCACACAAUGUUCGGUGGGACAAAGAUCAUGGAUAAGGCUUGAUUCCAACAGUGUCAUUUCUUCAGGCUUCUAAAUUGGAAUUCUACCAAGUGUUGUUUUUUUCUUCUCGGGCCACGAAACAGUUUGUCUCAGGGUGAGAUCCUCAAAUCUGGAGUCUUUCCAAAGGGGAGGAAUCUUGCUCACUCUCGCUCUCUCCCUGUAGUGAUGACAACGGCGAGCACGUUGUGUGCUGAAGUGGCGUGGAAAGCUCUCCGUCCCGUUCGCUGAUGAGGGCUGCUUUCCCUGUAUCAGCUUGCCGUUCUUUUAGGAGCUGGACAACAAGUCAGCAUUAAACCUGCUCUAAACUUGGAGACAGAACUCUUUGCUCAGCAAACUUGCAUUAACUAAACUCCACCGGUUUAAUAGUCCCCAGUGGCACUGUUGCGUUCUGGGAUACGCAUUGUGGGAUUACUCAAAGAGGAUCAUGGGUGCCUCACACCUGUUUGUGAAUGUGUUGGCUGCCGUUUUACUGUUGAGCGUUUACGUUUGUUACGGUCAAAAAUCCAACACUGCCAGCACAGCUGUGCAAGCCAGCAAUCGGACGGCUGCCCCGUCUGGUGCCCCGGAGGUCACACUUGCGACUCCGGGGUCAGACGCAGAUGAAAUCCCAUCAGCCGGGAGCCGCUGUUGGGGUUACUACGACGUAAUGGGCCAAUGGGAUCCUCCGUUUAACUGUAACGCGGGAAUCUACCUGUUCUGCUGUGGUUCCUGCUACUAUCGAUUUUGCUGCCAGUUCAAGGUUCACAGUCUGGACCAGACGUCUUGUUCCAAUUACGACACGCCGGUGUGGGCCAACACCGGCAAGCCGGCAGCUCCGGUGACCGACGUCCAGGAGGAACCGGAUCGAGACCGCACUCACAUGAUCGUGUACAUAAUAUGUGGAGUGGUGGCCAUCAUGGUGCUGGUUGGGAUCUUCACCAAACUGGGCCUGGAAAAAAGUCAAGGAGGACAGACGGACAUGACAAACUCCAGGGCCUUGACGGAACUGCUGAAGCAGCCAGGCGAGCCUGGAGGUGUGGACAGAGGAGGAGGCCACCACCCUAUCGGAUCCAACGGCAUCUCUGGCAGGUCAAUGCGCACCAACAACGAGCAUAACCACCUGAAUAACGUCACGCUUCCUCCUUUGAGUCCUGCUAUGGCUUUGUCCCAGCCUCACAACAACCUGGGCUUCAACAAAUACUCCUCUCUCAAGACCAUGGAUACGACAGCAAGGGAUUACUACCCCAAGAGCUACCCCAUGAUGGACUACGCACACCGCCAAUCCUCGCCUGCAACCUUCCAACCCAUUGCUUUCCACCCGAAAGAUAAACCCUUUCUUCCCCCUCCGGACAUCCAUACUCCUUUGGCCAUCACCAUUACGUCGGCCCAAGUCCCCAAACCCAAGAUCUCCAAGACUAACACCCACCCACUCACUUCGAGCUCGGCCUUCAAAGCUUGGGACCCCAACAAGAGCCAUGUCCAACAUCAGGUCCCCCUCAUGAUGCAGCCACAACCACCAUUGUCCCAGCCAAACAGUCGGCGCCAGGCCUUCUCUAACAAGCGGCAGUUUAGCAUUGAGACUCUUCCAGAGUUGUUCACUCAGCCUCUGGGGUACGGACAGUCUCCGCACCUCCACCCGAAACACAAGGGACUGCCUACGAAUAGCAAAACGGAAGUGACGGUCUGAGGGGAAAGCCUGGGAAGGAUGCAAAGACAAGAAAGCAUGAUUUUGAUGAGACAACCGGGUAUGAAAGCUUCUACACAUGUGCUUCAGUUAUAUUUAUAGUAUAUUUCGUCCCUGCAUUCGUUUUUUUGACUAGAUUUAUAUUCACCGUACUAUGAUACAAAGAACUGAAGGGGAAAACGUUGCAUGGUCUAGAUUCCGAUUCUUGAUAGGCCUUGAAUCCCUGGAGAUCCUACCUCCCCUCUCAAAUUCUGGUCUGUUGAUGUCUCUUGUGGCCCAGACAAAUAGCAAAGGUCAGGAGCUUUGCACCUCAGGAGCCUUCACACUCUUCUGGACAAGGCCACUGUGCUGUCAGCUUCCAUCAGCCAAGAGCUGCCACACAGUGAGACAUUAUUUCGACAAUUCUAGACCACUGAGAACAAAGAACAGCGAGGAAGCAUACGGAAGAGGACAGUGAAGAAACCAAGGUGUCCCGUGAGAGGGAAAGAGAGUUUCAAGUGUUUGGAUGUCCAAGGGUUUGUUAUUUCAGACAACAAAUAAGGGUCUAGGUGAAAUUGGCAAAGUCCAAUGUCCCUAGGACUCUAUACCUCAACACCUUCAUCAGAGCAUGCAUUCCAGCACUUGUCCAGGAAGCGAACCGCCAACAUCACUUCAAGUCAUAGCUAUUCUGGCUGCUUCUAUUUCGAACACUUGUUCGUGACACAGCACAGGUAAAGACAAGGUCAAUAAGCAAGUCUCUAUUACAGACAGACCUCGAGAGAGACAUUUCAGGGGACAACAGUCGCCCGCAGAGAUGAGGUGACGGAGGAGCACACAAAUCCGGCAAUGUCAUAAGUAGCACUGCCAAAACAAGUUUGCUAAAUUGACCCAUGUGUAUUCUUUGCAAUAUCCGUCAAACAGCCUGCUUCCUUUCAAUACUUCUGAAUGUAAAUAUUUUUAUCCUUCUGGUGAAAGCAAGACCCAACCUAUUAGACCAAUGAUUUGGUGGCAAAAUCUAGCAUGUAGCAGCAAAACCUACACCCUAUUGUAGCAUCCUAAUGCACAAGGCAUGGGAAACCAUUGAAUCUGGUGGUGGGCUUCAGUUUUAAAGUGAAUACCUGAGAGUUUAGGUGUCUCAAGACUUGCUCGAGAGACCAAGUAAAAUGGUAGCAAUACUAGGCCUAUCCGUCCUCUCCUGCCUGGGGCCAAAUGACUGAUGGACACAGCUGUCAAACUCUCUCUCUCUGCUGUUCCAAGCUGUUUCCAGCCAGACGUUUGGCUGUCACACUGCCACAGAACACCAGGGGGCGCUGUAAUUGAUGACGGCAUGCUUCUAAUACAGCAGAUCCAAAAUAUGUUCUCCCAUGCUGCCCGUAGACUCGUUUUCUUUUUAGUCUGUCAUCAUUUUUCAUCCACAAUGGAUCCGAAUGGAGAUUUAUGGUUUUUGCUUAAAGACAAAAGGCGAGACUGCAAAACAAAGUUUAGAUUUUUUAUGCACCAAUUUAAAAGGGGCCCACAGAGAUGUCUCAUGGUGACCUCUUGCUUCUUUACAUAACAAUAAAGCAUCUGUUUACCAAGCAAACCAUUGUGUCUAAAAAGUAGCACACUUUGUUUGAACAGCCUUGUGAGAUUUUAUGGGCCAAUGACAUCUAAUGUACAAGCCACCUAGGGACUAUAAAAGAGUGUGAAAUGUUCAACGCAACUGCUGCUUGGAAAUAAAACGGCAGUAUUGCAAGAGGCAGAGAAGGAUUAUUGAACUCAGAAGGAGGAGGCAACGGUACAAAGCGUUCCUUUCUGAACACUAGAUUGCAUUAAAGUCUUUGCAGUAUAUGUUAUGGCAGUUGGGCCAGUAAUGAACUAUAAAAAACGACGAAAGAAGCAAGUAGCUCUGUCUCUCUUUAUAUCCUCUCCAGCUUCAUUUUGGAGAUCAUUUCUACUUCUGGACCAACUCCAGAGACAGCGGUUCCAAAAAUAUGACAACAAAUACAGUUACAGCAUGUUCCUGGAUGGCUAUUUUCAACCGUUGAAUUGAUGUGAGGAUGUAUCAACAUGCUCUCAUGGGUCAUCAUCGAGUCAAACUAUCUUGAGCUACAGUAAUGCUUCGGUGGCAAUGGCUCCAGGGUGUCAUUGGGUUUCAGGGGCAAACCCUGGAGGACAAACACGGCUGUCAGACUCUCCUGGCACAGAGAUGUCAAGCGAUGCCAAGGUGAGCCAGCUACACAGCCUGAAAUGGAGCCACUUUGUCGGCCAGGAGGUCAUAAAGUCUGUCUUUGAGGAAUGCUGGAAAAGAGCAGAGUAGAUUUAGCUUUUAACAAAACCACACUGACAAGGUUGUAUCAGCUUAGACCCUCAAUCAAAUGAGGACUAACGUCUGGGAAAAAAAAGUGCUAGACUAAUCAAUUAACUACUGAAUUCCACAGGUUAAGGACUGUAAAGUGAAAUCAAAAGAGGUUGAGAGCAUUCACAUCUGUUACAAAGAAACGGUGUAAAUAUCUGCUUUCGAGUUCCUUCAGUGGUUAUUUUAAACCACCCAAAUAAGCUGAAAGACUGUUGUUUCUGAUUUCUUCUUCUUAAAGCGAAAGUGUUCUACCUGUGAUGUGAAUGCCACCGGGUAGCAUUUUAUCUUUAGCAAUACAAGAUGUACUUUUUACUGUUUAUGUACUAUUUGCAACGUCGUCUUUUUUGUACCGUAAGCGUAAUUGGAAUCAAAGUCGAGCCUGCCGCAGUUGACAACCAUUUGACGGAGAUGAAGUGCUUCCGAAUUUUAUCACCCUUCUCACCUUCCUUACUAACUCUAAAGAUGUCUUGCCAUAUUUGAAGCUUGCGCUAUAUGUAUAAAGCAAUUUUUAAACGACGUAUUAUAACCAAUGCUUGAAUGACAUGUUAGUUGCCAGUCCAGAGACAUGUAAUAUGUAUAUUGGAGAAUCACAUUGUUCCCAUUCGUUUGGUGGCUCCAUUCGUUCGGUGGUACGUUUGACCAAUCUAAUCUUAUGCACUACUCUAAGCUGUACCUUUUGUUUGUGUAUAAUUAGGAUGAAUUCUACUAAGGGCUUUUAAAGAUGUAUGUGCUCUUAACAGGAGUUGCCCCGUGUCGAACAUGAAAUGGGUUAGUUUUUCCCAAUGCAAUGAGCUUCUGUUGGAGCAAAUUUUAGUAUGGUGAGCGAUGCUCUGUCCUGCGUUCAAAGUCGAGGAAUUUUUUUUUGCUUCAACACACUCUUGGUUUGUGUAUUACCAUCCAUUGCAAAGCAAAAAAGAUGUUCCCUCCUUGAGAAACCAGGACUUUUCUUGUUUGAACCCUGAAGAGAUAUGCAAAAACGUGUUAAGGACGUUUGAGAGCUCAUUACAGAAGUGAAAAAAGACGACUGCUCUAAGUUUGAACUUACCAGCAUUAAAGGAAAUCCAAAGCCAGCUACAGCAAUGCAGGUUGAUCCUAAUUAAAAGUCACUGGUUACAUCACUGAUAAAGAGAACGACAGGAAGGCUAAUUAGGCAUGGCUAGUUUUUUUUACAGCAACACUAGCAUUGAGAAAUAUCUCCUGUCACAUAUUGUGUUUUACAUGUUUACUUAUUAUAUACAUGCCUGUUUAUUCAUACAUCAGGGUUAAAAGAGCAAAAAGUUAAAUAUAUAAAUAUUGUGUAAAAAUUUAUGUAUAUGAUGUGAAUAUAAAGCAACACUAGUUCACAGCCUCUCACAAAUACACACACACACACUCUAAAGCUGAGGAUUUGACAUUGUAAACACAGUGUUUUGUCUGUGUAUCUUCCCCAAGGCUUUUCUAGGUGCAGCCAGCUCAUGUUACCCCGUGUCCUAACUAGGUGUGAUGCGACACGUUUCCAUGUAAUUUAUUUGUCCAAAACGGCAUGCAGACAUAGCACUGACAGCCUGGUUUCAGAAUAUUAUUUCCAAAUAGUAUUUUAAAAAAAGAAAAAACAUUGAAGCAAACAAACAGCUCUGAGAUAAAUCAUUCAAUAAACAUGUAAUUUGAAGCAAAACAUUUUAAAUGUUUUAAAACGAGACGAUUAAGGAAGCGAUUAAGUUCUCAUACCAAGAAGCAUUGCAAAUAAUGUAAUAAAAUCAGCAAUCUGCAAACAGCAUACAUAUUAAAGCAUGAAACUUUAAUUACAUCAUUAGCAGGGCUUUGUGUUGUUCUCCAGCAGGAUUUGACUGUGGGCAGGGCUACCCAAAACAGUGCUAUAACAAAAGUCAUGCCUGGUUAGGACACAGUUGUUCACUUGCUUCACUUUUUCUUCUUUUUAUACACAUCUCUAUGUCAUCAGCAUUCAAUCGCGCUGUUUUCCACUCAUCCUAGCUAUCACCUUGAAAUUGACAUACAUUUACACACCUCAUUCAAGAAACCUGCGUAUAUGAGUAAAUUUAGACUAAUUUGUGCAUAACCCUUUUGAAAAAACAACAUAUGCUGGUUUUGAAGCAUGGUAGCUGGUUUAAGCUGAACCAUAGUUGGUCAUGAUCUGGUUUAAGAUGGUCUUGAGCUGGGUAUAAACUGGUCCUGAGCCGGAGAUAGGGCUGGGCAAUAUGGCAAACCUUUAAAUCUCAAACUUUUGACCAUUUUUUUUUCACGAUUUUUAACUAAUCAACUUAAAAGUGUAACUAAAACAUGAUUCAUGCUUCUCCUUUGUUUAUUAUGUGUAAACAGACAUGUUUGAUAGUUGACAUGAGCGUCUUACCUCAGAUCAGCUGUAACAGUCUGACCUCCAUUGUUUCGAUGCCGGAGCAGGGAUGUAAGUUAGACAAGAAUAUCUCUGAUUGAGCGAUUGAGGUGUUGUGUUGCUGGAUGUAAUAAUGAAUGUAGUGGUCGUCAUUUAGCUGAUUUUGGCAAGGUAAUAAGGGUGUUGUUUUACACAACCAUUGAGAAUUUUUAACCAAAAUAUAUUAUAGACUUUUCAUUAAGACCCUAAAGAAUCCUAUCAACUUGUGGAAAAUGGGCAUCCGAUGACCCCUUUAAGACCAUCACAUGACCAGUUUAAACCAGCUUAAACCAGCUGCCAUGCUUCAAAACAUACAUAACCAUCAUAUGCUGUUUUUUUUUUCAACAGGAAAAAAACAGACCUUAGUGAAGAGUAUCCUUCGGAUUCACAAACGCUUCGUAAACAUCAGAUUUGAUCGUUAAACGUGUAUGUUAAUGAAUUCCAACCAUUCGUAAAUAGGGCACGUGCACACUUAUUCACAAUUAGCAUAAUACCUGGCUAUGAAUUACAGUCACAUAAAUUAGUGUGCAGAAACACAGUGGAAUAUUCAGUAAAUUGCAUAAAUGCAAAAAGACUAAUAGGCCAUAUGCCUAACGAUCAAUAUUCAAUUAACGUGUAUCCUCCAAAGUGUUUUUGCUUGGCCUCUUCUAAAAACAGCUGGUGGCAUAUGAGAACACUUUGGUGGCACUGCGAUUUUCCAGAGGUGCUUUGGUUGUUAUGAUUUGGAAUAUCCACAGCAUUAACAUAUUACUUAUCUCAUUUUGAAGAAUAUUACUGAAUAUAAAAAUGCAGUAACCAGUGAUAUUAACAUUUAUAUUGUUGUUCAGUCGUUGUACAGGUAGGAUGGUUGGUGGGUGUAGUUUUUGUCCCGUCCCUCCACUGAUUAGAUGGCUGGGUAAAAAGUGACAGUAGCCAGGUUUUUUAUCCAAAGUUGCGAAUUUAAAUUGGAAUAUCACAUAAAACAUUUGUGAAUAAGCAACGUUUCCAUCUGAGUCAAAGAGAACAAAAUCGUCACUUCCUGAUAAACUGAAACUAAAUAUCACUAAGAAAAGUAGGAGAAGCCAUUGAAUUGAUAAUUGUCAUAUAUGUGACCCUGGACCACAAAACCAGUCUUAAGUCGCUGGGGUAUAUUUGUAGUAAUAGCCAAAAAUACAUUGUAUGGGUCAAAAUUAUUGAUUUUUCUUUUAUGCCAAAAAUCAUUAGGAAAUUAAGUAAAGAUAUUUUGUAAAAUUCCUACUGUAAAUGUAUGAAAACUUAAUUUUUGAUUAGUAAUAUACGAUGUUAAGAACUUUAUUUGAAGAACUUUAAAGGUGAUUUUCUCAAUAUUUAGAUUUUUUUGCACCCUCAGAUUCCUGAUUUUUAAAUGUUUGCAUCUCGGCCAAAUAUUGGCCUAUCCUAACAAACUAUACAUCAAUGAAAUGCUUAUUUAUUCAGCUUUCAUGUGAUGUAUAAAUCUCAAUUUUGAAAAAAUGACCCUUACGACUGGUUUUGUGAUCCAGGGUCACAUAUAAUAAAUUACUUGCGCUUCAGAGCGAGCAGAUAAAACACAGUAAGUAGCGGUCACUGCUUAGCUUUCGGAGGUGGAUGCCAGCUGUUUGGAAACGCAGUCUUGUAAGACAGUUCUGGGAGGCAAAUAUACAGAAUUACUUUGAUAACAGGGCAUUUCAGAAUGACCAUAACAUUUCGGAUGCUGUGCAAUAAGAUCGGUCCGCUGGUUAGUCAUGUUCGCAACCCUUUUUCACAUGAUUCAAAAACCACCUCAAGUGAGAGUAAAAACAUGUUUGCGAAUUAAGGAAUUAUUAUUAUUAUUUACAUCACUCGUUUCUAAUGCAAUACUUCAAAAUGCGCAUAAAGCAGGGUAAUGGAAACAUAGCUAGUGACAAGUGCUGACAGAGCAAACAAACUUGUAAAAUAUUAUGGCAGUGCAUCAAAAUUCAGUGGCAUCAGACUGACAGAAAAAAACAGAAUAUUUUAUGCACAAUUUACUCGUCGUACUAACAUUUUCAUGAAUUCGAAAGUUUACGUCAGAAUUCGAAAGUUUACGUUUCAUGACUGAAGUACUCAAAAAUUAUACUUUAGUAUGCAUACUAAGACGACAUCUUACUUCAUUAACCAGAAAUAUACUCAAGUAAAAAAAAAAAAAAAAAAAAAAAAAAAAAAAGCUUUUUGAGCACCAAAGCACCAAUUAGAAUGAUUUCUGAAGGAUCAUGUGACACUGAAAACUGGAGUAAUGAUGCUGAAAAUUCAGCUUAGCCAUUACAGAAAUAAAUUCAUAAAUAAAUGUUAAAAUAUAUAUUUAAACCAUAAUAUUUCACAAUAUUACUGUUUUUACUGCAUUUUUAUUGCAUUUAUUAAAUAAAUGCAGCCUUCGUGAGCAAAAGAGACUAAAACAAUAAUUUUACCUUUAAUUUUAAUAGUGUGAUUGUACUUAAAAUAUGUUUCCUUAGCUUUUGAAAUAGGUGAAAGGAGACUUUGUUGUUAAAGUAAUUUUGGUGCAAACCAACCUAUUUAACCGCAGUUGUCCUCAAUAUCCAAAACAUAUAAAACUCUAGGACACAUGCUGAACAAUACGCACAACAUGCUGAAACGCUGAAACUGUGCAUUGUGCAAAUUGAACAUGCUGAGUCAAAUUCAUCUUCAUCAAUGUUUAUAAUAUAGACACAUGCUGUGGUGACUGAUGAGAUGUCUCUUCACAAGGAUAAAUGACAAUACUUUGACCAAUUACAGUACAUUUCACAUCUAAAUAGAUUUUAUUGAUUUUUUCUUGAGAUUCUCAGAACGUGAUAUGCAUUUUUAGUUCAGUCAACCAGGCAAAAUUAAAUAUUCUCAGUGAAAGGAUAUAUGAAUGGAGAUGAUGACUCAUUAAAUAGUCUAUACUUUGAACAUCUAAGUGAAAUUGCAACUAGUAAAUUUCCAGAACGCUACUUUACAUAUUUCCAGAACGGACAACAUAUUUCAAUCCUUGACGCCCUUGCCUACAGGAACCCUUGCAGAAACUGAUUUUAAAACCUCAACUACACCAUUGCACACUUUGACAUUUUCACUGAUUAUAAGCCAGAUUUGUUGCAUCACUCGCUCACAAGUGGACCUGAUAUUACUCUAGUCUCUCUCUCCAUGCUUUUCUCUCUCUGUCACUGUCUCGUUUGUGUUUGUUCCUCCAUUUCUCUCUCUCGUCGGGACGGUGGGAGGCGUAAGUCUUAGCUGUCAGUGAUAUCUAAGUUAAUAUGGGUCUCCUGAGGCUGGGGAGAGAGAGAAAUGGAGGAUAAUACAGUACAUGAUGAUGAAGAACUGUGGGUGGAGAGAGGAGAUCUGUCAUCCUAUCCUCUCACUUCCGUGUACUUCUCUUUUGCUUGUCUAAUGCCCCAUUUCCAUAUCUGCCAUGCGUUUUUUUUUUUCUUCCUUAAGUCUGGUUGCACUUUGAGGAGAUGUUGAAUAAUUCAAAGAAAUAAAAUUUACAGGACAGUGAAAGAGGGAGACAGUCAGGGAAACACAGAGCUGUAGAGAGCACAUGAAAGACUGGGGAUUCAAAAGUCAAGCUGAAAUGCACCUGUUUGAGAAGAACCACAGUUUAUAGUCAUGUUAAGUGUGUAAGUUGUACGUUUUUAAAAGAUAUUUAUUGACUGAAAGGUCAAUGUCUGGAAAGGUUCAGUUUGACUCUAAAGGAAUAUCCUAAAUUCAGAACAAGCUAAAGAACCCAUGAUUUUAACAUAUUUUCUGUUGAAAUAUUAAGUUUAGUUUGGACACAUUAAAAUCUCAUCUUCCCCCUUUUUUUAGGCCAAAAAGAAUAAAACAUGAUUUACAACUUGCAAGUUUGGCUUUAGAGGGUGGGAUAUUUUCAUCCUACAAAUCUGAUCAAAAGUGUGUUAAGUUCAGGAUGAGUCAUCAAUUUUUUUUAAUCUUUUUUUUGGAAUAUACUAAAAGAUUCCUUUCUAACCUUCCUUACUAACCUUGUCUAUAUAUCCAAUUAUGUCCACAUUUUCUUGUCAUGAGGUGCCAAUAGACUUGUUUUGAGCUGGAAUAUUUCUUUAAAAUUAACAGAACAUUGACUGCUGAGAUCAUCUAAUUGUAAAAACUACAAUUUCCAUGAUUCAGUGUAGGUAGGAAGAGAUCUGUAAUGUUUUCUGUUAGGCUGGCAUGAGAGCAACCUUAUUCAAUAAAUUAUGAUUAUUAUUAAGAAACUGAUUUUUACUAUAAGCAAUGAAAUGAGUGAACAUAUGGUAGAGCAGAUUUGGUGUUCAUGAUGACAAGGGCGAUGAUGAGGGCAACAGUAAUCAUGCCGAAACAACAGCAAAGAAAAUACCAAUUGUUUCUACGACACUAGUUGUAAUUUCUAAGGAACAUACGGAUACGGUCCAACUGAUUUAAUGGCUUUUUAAGCAUCUGUUUAUAACAGAAACAUUGUUAAGUGUUCUUUGUAUAAACUUGUUUAAAAAAUAAAAGGCAAAGUGAAACACUC
This is a messenger RNA of Labeo rohita (rohu), 11284 nucleotides long. Its product is annotated as protein shisa-9. The transcript is spliced from 5 exons. Bases 905 to 2146 code for a protein of 413 amino acids. Gene Ontology annotation, biological process: regulation of AMPA receptor activity; regulation of short-term neuronal synaptic plasticity. Gene Ontology annotation, cellular component: postsynaptic membrane; dendritic spine membrane; AMPA glutamate receptor complex. Lineage: Eukaryota; Metazoa; Chordata; Actinopteri; Cypriniformes; Cyprinidae. The record is from RefSeq and is a predicted model, not a curated record.